Molecule: messenger RNA, 28584 nt
Organism: Podarcis lilfordi (Lilford's wall lizard)
Lineage: Eukaryota; Metazoa; Chordata; Lepidosauria; Squamata; Lacertidae
Source: the annotation of a GenBank genome assembly
AUGCUGGUCCCUUCCAUUGGUUAGUUGGCCUGACUGGUACAUGUUGUGUUGCUUGUUGGAAGGGAAGCACAGAGAUGGGUUGGCAGGAAGGGAAGUCCCCAAAUCAAGCUCCUGACCUUGAUUUUGAUACAGUGGGAAGGAACAGCAAUGGCACAUUUCUGUCUGCAUAGGAAUAUUCCCACUGGAUAUUUAGCGUGAGAGACUUUUGGGGAGGAAACUGCCGAGCGGAUGAACCACUCUGCUUAUCCAACCUGGGUUUGUCACGAGAGGCUGGUGGUAGCAUCCUGCCAAGGCUGUACCACUACAGAGUCCUGUCGGUGGGGGCGGGGCAGAGGGCAAGCUGUGUAAUUUGGAUACUCCUCUAUGCCAUUCCACUCCUUCUCAGCGAGUACACAAGAGAGAAGGCUCCCAAAGCUUUUCUUCCUGUGUGCUGGCAGGUGCAUCAAUGCAUGGACGCAUUUGAACAGGCAGCCCCCAUGUCCGCCAUGUAUAUUUUUAUGCAAUACAGUCCCAUGAAGACGGUGUGCCUAUAUGUCUUCUCUCAAUUUUGAUAGAAUUGGGAGGACUGGGAAAUGGGGUGCAAAGCCUUUCUUAUUGACCAUCUUUCCGUCAGUUCAUAGAAUCAUAGAGGGACCUCAAGGGUCAUAUGGUGUUCCCCUGCAAUGCGGGAACCACAACUAAAGAAUCCCCAUGGAAUUGCAGAGUUGGAAGAGAGUGGAGCAGCUCUUUUAAUAAGAAGAGUUUCUUGGCUUUUUAUUUUAUUUUAAGAGGGACUUUUGCUCCACUUCCACACACAGGAGAAUGCCUCUGUACUUUCCACAUCAUUGUGAUUCGUAAAUGGUGGGUUUUCAAAUUGCAGCACGGCAAUUGGAUGUGAUCGCCCAAUAUGUCCUGCUCACACCUAGGACAAUUUCAGGCUGUGUCAGUGGACACACUGCACUUGGUGAAAACAAACUGGUGUGUGGCUGUAUUGGAUGUACACACAGGUCCCACUUUCUGAACGCUCGCUAUGUGAAAGUUCACUUAUCUGAACACAAGGAAUUCGUACCCCCAGACUUGCUCUACAUACUGCAGAUUCAGAUAUCCAAACAGAAAGCAUUUUUUACUUCCUUGUUUGCCUUUUGCUGGUUGGCUGAGGAUCAGAGGGAGGGGGAAUGAGCAGACAAACAGACAGCAUUUUUCGGGACAAAAAUCUGUGAUUGGGAACACAUUAGAAACUUCCCCAUAGGAAUCAAUGGAAAUUGUCAACUUGUUAUGCAAACACACUGUGUUUGGAAAGCGGGACCUGCAUGUACCUACAGCACAAGCUGAAACUAGAUUAGCCUUUCUCCAUGGAUCCCCGGGGGGAUGAUAUUAUCUAAAGGAGCUCAGACAAAGGAUUUGAUCUCUCAGCAAACUAUCAGCCAAACUAGAUGCUAUUUGCUACUUACAUGUUAUUUUACCCACCCUUUACAAAAAGAAAACACCUGAAAGCAGCUUCCAAAGGCUGCAGAACUGAGUGAAGGAAUGGAAAGGGCUGCUUAAAAUCACCCUCCAUCCCCCCCUGCCCCCACUGCUUUUUCCCCUACAAGGGAAAAAUAUGGGAUGCAACAAAUCAGUGGGGGCUGGUCCCUUAAGAUGAGUGGAGCACAACUCCAACAGCCUCAGUUGGCGCUCAUUCAACUCCUACCUGUCUCUUCUUACUUACAACUAAAUGUGGGAAGGCCUGGGAAGGCCUGGGGUGGGGGAACGGGGGGGGGCGAUAUGUGGAAUAUUAAAACUAUAUCAAACUGGUUUUUGUUUUUAUUUUUCCGGGAGGGAAACGGCUUUGGAAAAAAUGGGGGGGACUGGUUUCCCCCCAAUUUUUCUGGUUUUUUUCCAGGCCUUCCCAUCUCUACUUACAACCAAUUCAGGGGUGUGGCUUUGCCUGAGGCAGCUUAUUCUUCCUCCUCAAUUUCAGUACUUCUGGUGGGAGGAGGAUGGGGACGAGGCAAAACUAAAAUUAGUUGUCUCUAGGCUGCCAUUGGGAUGCGGGUGGCACUGUGGUCUAAACCACUGAGCCUUGGGCUUGCCGGUCGGAAGGUCGGCGGUUCAAAUCCUCGCGGCGGGGUGAGCUCCCGUUGCUUGGUCCCAGCUCCUGCCAACCUAGCAGUUCGAAAGCACGUCAAAGUGUAAGUAGAUAAAUAGGUACCACUCCGGCGGGAAGGUAAACAGCAUUUCCAUGCGCUGCUCUGGUUUCGCCAGAAGCUGCUUAGUCAUGCUGGCUGCAUGACUCGGAAAAACUGUCUGCAGACAAACCUCGGCUCCCUUGGCCAGUAAAGUGAGAUGAGCGCCACAACCCCAGAGUCAUUCACGACUGGACUUAACUGUCAGGGGUCCUUUACCUUUACCUUUAGGCUGCCAAUGGCUCUGGCUCCCCCUACUGUUGGCCUCCCUGCUUUCCGCUCUACUGGUCCUAAUGGGCAGCAGCCACCAUGGUAAGAAAUAGCCUGUAACUCUGGAGGUGAUUUUCAAUUGUCAAGAUCCUUGUCUGCCUUGUCUGCCCUUCUGCUCAGCCUGAAGGCAGUUUUCCUCAACUUUAAACCAUUUAUAGCUCACCCCUACCCACCCCCCACUUUUUUUAAAAACCCAGGGGCCAUAGUCACCCUGCUCCCAACUAGCCACACUCUCACACAGCUCCUUUCGCAUGCACACACAUCACACAGAUGAUUCAUGCAGAUGAACAAUGGACCACAAGCCACUGUUGCCAAAAUCAGUGGGGUCUGGUGACAGGGGGUAGAAAGAUUUUCUGUGUGAACCAUAUCAGGCCCCUGGCUAGGGGAAGUAUAGCUAGGUUUGUCCGAGAAAACCUAUGUCACUUGAACUCUGUUUGAUGUGCUGUAGGUGUACGGAAUUGCCCUCAUCCUCCUCAUUGAUUCACCCAUCAGAGCAUCCAUCUUCCCAUUCCUCUUCAUCAGCACAUUGCAUUUCCCCCCUCCAUAAUACAUGUGUGUGUGUUUUUUGGAGCUUGGUCAAGAGUACCCAACAAGGAAGACCCAACAAUCUGAAUGAGAAAACUUGAAAUAUGAAUUGUGUCCCUGCGGUUUCCUUUCAGUGGCCUGGCUAUCUUUCUUCUGUUCCGCAGAGGGAUAAACCAGUUUGAGGCGGCUUCUCCUCACGCACCUCAUGUUCUCUGGCAGAGCAUGAGGUACCUUUGCCAUUUUUCAUAAAGGUUAAGUAAUCAUCACCACCAACAGUAAACUCAAGAGGUUGAGUCCUUGGGCUGAGUCCCAGGGCUGCCGAAAUUAAGUCAGGCAUUUCUCCAUAGUUUGAGGAUGCAGAACAAUAUAUACAGUGGUACCUCGCAAGACGAAUGCCUCGCAAGACGAAAAACUCGCAAGACGAAAGAGUUUUUCGUUUUUUGAGUUGCUUCGCAAGACGAAUUUCCCUAUGGGCUUGCUUCGCAAGACGAAAAUGUCUUGCAAGUUUGUUUCCUUUUGGAUUUUCAAUGCAUUCCUAUGGGAAACCGUGCUUCGCAAGAUGAAAAAUUCGCAAGACGAAAAAACUCGCAGAACGAAUUAAUUUCGUCUUGCGAGGCACCACUGUAAUUAACAAACAAAAAUUUAUGAACUAAAAAGUCCACAAUGGCCUGAGAGGGACCUGUGAGCUUCCACAUUUAUAGAAUGCCAAUGGGAAAUUGAUCAAACAUGGAGAGGCUGAAUUUGUACAUAGCGAUGAUACACUAUGAUUUAUUAUUACACAAACAAACCUCAGCCUUGUGCCUUCCCCUCAUCAUUUGCCUGGUGUGUGGUAAGACAGCCAAGUGCCACAGCUUUGGGGUUGGGAGGAACUGCUGACGUAUUUUUCGAGGAUCCGGUGAUAUUAUUUAUUGUGUCUUAGCCCACCAUUUCCUCUGAGGAGUUCAGGAUAGUGUACAUUGUUCCCCUUACAUUUUAUACCCACAAUAACCCCGGCAGGUAGGCUAGGAAGAGAGAUAGCGAGUAGCCCAAGUCCGCUCUGCGGGCUUCAUGGCAAAGUGAGGAUUUGAACACAGAUCCCUGAAAUCAACACUCUAAUGAUUGCAUUACGCUGGCAGUUUUGCCAUGUGAAUUACUCUCUCCCCCACCCCACCCAGAUCAUAUGGCUACUUCAUCUCACUCAGCUGUUGAGAAGAACCACCUUUCUACCCAAAAAAGAGAGAACAAAAUAGCCCAAAGCGUGAAUCAGGCCUUACAAAAUAAGCGAGGUGAUGCGUUUUAUUAGAUUAGCACGUGCAAGAGGAAUUGAUGGUGUUCCAGAUGUUGGUGGGCUCCAAGGGUGGGUUGAUGAUUCGAACUCCCAUCAGCCCCAGGCAGCACGGCCAACAGCCAGGGAUGGUGGGAGCUGGAGCCCAGAAACACCUGGAGGGUACCAGACUAGGUGCGAUGGUGGUGUGCUCCCUCCACUGUCAGAAGCAGCCUGCCUUCAGACACCAGUUGUUGGGAAGCCACAGGUGAGGAGAGUGGUGUUUCUGCUCAGGUGCUUCUUCUGGGCUUCUGGGUACCCUGUCGGCUGGGCCAAGAUGAGCACUUGGCCUCCCUUCUUAACAUUUUUGUGGAAUGCUUUGAGGGGCAUGGCAGCCAACGUCCCACCCAAAGGGAAACAAGACCUGGGCUGAGAGCCUUGGCAUGAGGAAGCCUCUACAAGGGAAGGGUAACCGGAGUCGUGCUUAAUAGACCAUUCCGUUUUUCUCCAUAGAGAUUACAAUGGACAGUAACAGUGAAGGUGCUCGGUCAGGUAGUGAGGGGCAUAGUUCCCCCCUAAGAGAAGAUGCUUAUUAUCGCAGCAUUGGCGGACACAGGAAAUGGUGCCGGCAACGUACCGUGGCCUCUGACUAUAGAUACGGUAUGCCAAAACCCUUCUUCGUCCUUUGUGCCAAACCAAAAAGGGCUGCUUUUUUCAGAGCUGCGUGUGAAAUGAGCGCCAUCUCUGUAUGUCGACGUUGCAUGCCACGCCGAAUGCCGAGGCCGCCCCUCCCUCGCCCCCUCUUUGAUAAGGCAAGUCUUGUCCUGCUUUCCUUUCCCCUCUUUACGAACAGGUAAGUUUUGCUUAGGGAGGAGAAAGCUUUAUGGUCAUCUGGCCCCAUUCCCUGCCCAUGCCAUCAGCUUUCCACAUUGAAACGAGUCAAAAGCACCCCCCAUUGCAUGAACCCCAUCCUCUCUCUGCCCCCCUCCCCCCCACCUUUCUACUUGGCUGUGCAAUCCCAAUGGACAUGAUCCAAGCACAUAACUGCUUUCUUGUACCCUCACCUUAAGUGCUUCUGUUGCCGAAAUGCAGGUGCAGGAUGCUCAAGUGGGAGCCAAUCGACAAUACCAGGGCAGUGAGCAGAUUCUGAUCAUGCAGCCCCGUGACACACCAUUGCUUUGGGGGGAAAUCCUAAUAACUUGGUGGGAGGUGUGUCCAAGAAAGCAUGCACAUGGUUAGGCUUUCUCUCUGAGAAUUUCAAAUUUAAUUAAUGUCCAAGUCUGGCAGAAUCCUGCAUGCGGAUAGGAUUUGGUUCACCUCUGAAAAUGUCAUGGAGCCCCGCUGUUAGUGGAGCUCAGAUCUGAACGUCAGGCCUCCCUGCUACCAAAAUGGCGCUGAGGCCAUGUAGACCAAUACCAAGCACUGCCGAAAUCAACGGGACUUGCUUGCAAGAAGGGUGUGGUCUUGAUUCAAAACAGGGAUGCUUUUAUCUCUGAGCAUUCUGGAGGCGUGUAAUGCAACGCAGUGCAAACUCAAGAAUGGGGGAGAACAGAAAAGAAUUAUUACAAGGAGGUAAAUCCUCUUUUCCCUGGGCACAGGCCACAUCCCAGAGGCAUCUUGCCGCCAUUUUGUUUUGGGAAGCGUUAAGUGGGGAGGCACCAUGAAAAUGAAUUUGUUUUCAUUCCUCAGUGGGCCUAAUAAAAGUAAACUUUUGUGCACCUAGGUGGAGAACUUGUGGUUCUCCAAAUGUUGUUGCAUUACAACUCCCAUCAUCCCUGACUACUGGCCAUGUUGGCAGAAGUCAAUGGGAGUUGAACAACAUCUGGAGAGCCACAGGUUCCCCAUCCCAUGGCCUAGAGUCUCCCUCUCUUUCUUUCCCCACCAUCUUGGUUUGGCAACUUACUUCUGGUGUGUGCAUGUGUGUGUCUGUGUUUAGGGGGUGUGGUCCUCAUAUACCCCUCUGUCCCAUAUGCUACCCCCUUGUCCACAUUCCCACCUGCUUUACAAGAAAAAGCAAAUACAAAGAACAAAUGCAAGGCUUUGGGGCUGGCCUUCCUUCCCCUCAUUGUCUGGCUGCCAUGCAUUUUGUCUGCCCUCCUGCUGCUUGGAAAUGACGUUUCAGUAACUUUCCUCCUUGAAAAGGCGGCACCUCUCCGAAAAUGUGGUGUUCUGUUGAACAAAAAAUACGUAUAUGCAAAAGGCAUUGGGGGAUGCCAGUGGUGAAUGUUGACCUUGAACGACUGAGGCGAGCAGCCGGGUCCUGCUAGUGGCAGCCACGUCUCAUGCAGGUGUGCCCAUGGCAGAUAUGUCCCCUGUAUGCGCAGUCUUCUUUGUUUGUGAACAGGACCGGCCACUUUGUGGGAUACCACCAUGUGCCACCUCAGCGUGGGUCGAGUGGUGGCAAUGUUGCAGAUUCUUCUAAUGCAAGAAUGGGGGACCUCUGGCCCUCCAAAUGUUAUUGGAAUUUCUGGCUGAUGGGAGCUGGGAAUCUAACAACAUUUUGAGGCCCACAUGUUACCCCAUCCCUCUCUAAUGGGAAAUGAAUUAGACCCUCUUACAUAUACUUCUACUGGCAUGGCUGGUGUUCCCUCCACAGAUACUCCCUUGCCAGUCUUGGUAAGUAUAAAGGCUUCCUUAAGCACACAAGGAAGACCACAUGGGCAGCAUCCUUUAGACUUCUCUGUGUGGGUCUGCUGGAAACCACUGAAAUCAGUGUGCCGACAAAGAUACAUGCACUUACCUUCCUAUGUGGUGUCAAGGAAUCGCAUCAAGGGGGUGUGAUCAAAUUGCCAUUGAAUUGCAGGCGCCAGGCCUAGGGCUACACUUGAUGGUGUGGGGUUGCAUUGAGGUAGUGCUGAACUGCAGAAAAGGUCAUUACACCCCACCCAAGAAGUAUUAGCCAUACAACUAGAGGUGUCAAGAGCUUCAUACCCAGCUUUGCUUGGGAAUCCUAAGAAACUCAAAAAAUCUGUGCAUUUUUUAAUUCGGUGGUUGAAAUCAUUGCUGUUUUGGAAGGUUCAGUCUUCAUUCAAAAUGGCAUUCAAUUGUAUCCAUGGAACUAUAACGCAGAAUUUGGUUAAAAGCAAAACAUUCCUUUUUUGCAUCUAGGCCAGCCCCAGAUCCAGCACACUGUUAAGGCAGGCAUUGAUGGACUCCAACUCCCAUCAGCCCCAGCCAAACAACAUCUGGAUGGCCACAGGUUCCCCAUCCCAUGCACAAAAGCUGAAUGGGAUCUCAGCAUGUCACUUGUCUUAAGUUCCUUGGAUUCCCAAGGGAAUGGCAUGGACACUGUCUGCUGUGGAUUGCAUCCAUAAUAUAGACUAGAGUGUUUCUGGUCAGUUCUCAAGUGUGGUCUUCUUGUGCAUAGACAGCCACUUUGACCUGGCGAGGGCAUGUUCAGGGGAGCUAAAAGCUAAUAAAGGCCAACCGCUCUGCUCAAUAAAUGGUAUCUAAAGUUGCAGUAAGACUUUUCUCUGUAGCUAUCUAUGCAUUGAAAGUUUCUGUGGUACCAUUUUGCCAUGGGCCUCACUGCAGAUUCGGUCCAGGUGUCUUGCUUGGAGCACUUCACUCAUCAAAGAGACUCUGAUCUAAACACUUGAGCUAGGGAAAUGGGAAUGGGGAACUAAGAGGCCCUUCCCACAGUUAUUAUCCCAUCACCAGUUAUGAAGUCCUCACAAGUCGACUUUCCUUGUGAACGCACCAGCACUUGCUUUGGUUAAUGCUCAUCGCCACUUGGAAAAAAAUAAUUGAAACCAGUCGAAGUUAGAGGAAGGCAUAUGGGGUUGGGGGAGGGAUGCCAACACAGAGAGUAUUCAGGAAAUUAGUCUGCAAUGGCCAAAUAUUCUGCAAAAGUCAAUGUGAUGUGAUAUCAUGUGAUGACUUUGAUUGUAAAAUUGUGCGGGAUUGUGUGAAUAGCAUGGGCUGCAAGUGGGAGAUGGAUGGAGGAAUAGUUUUUUAUUAAUAUUUAUUUUUUAUUACACUUAUAUCCUGCCUUUCAUCCUAGAAGCUCAAGGCAGCCUAUGUGAUUUCCCCUCCCCGCCCCCCACAAAAUUAUCCUCAAAACAAUCCUGUGUGAUAGAUUAGACUGAGAGACUGCUUCUAUUGACCGAAGGUCACCUACAGAGCUAAUGGGUAGGAGUUGGACCCUUCUGAUCUGCAGCACAGGGUAACAGUGCAGGAGGGGUGCUGUUAAGGUACCUAGCAAACACCCCUGCAGUGUAGCUUCCAAGCUUCUGUCUCUGGAGCAAGGAGGCAGGAGAAGCUGAAGGCAGGGACUGGUGGACUGUAAACAUGCCAAUCUGCAGAAGCCCUCCUGCCAACUGCAAAUUCCUCUGGUGGUUGGGGACACAAUAGCCCGGGUUCCAGUCUUACCCCUCCAGGCAGAAGGAGAUCAGCUAAUUUAUUGCUGGAGAGAGCAAGUAGUUCUAGCACCCCAACUUGGCAAUUAAAGAAAUCACCCUGGCUUUGGGCACUUUGAGGUAUAUGUUUUCAGGACCCACAUUAUGUUUAUGGUUGUAAGUUGCUUUAAAUGGUUUGUAAUAUCGUUUUAAUGCUGUCCCUCACCCUGGGACCUUAUGGAGAAGGGUGGGCAAUAAACAAACAAAUAAAUAGUUUUGUCCUCUGGAGGGAAUGAUAUAAAAACUGGUAUGGCCAAAGGGAAUAGCAGUAGCUAUUAAAAAUGUCCACCCACGUCCAGGCACCACCCACCCACAAGAGGGACGGAUUGGGGGAACCUUAAGAUUUGCAGAAUAAUGAAAGCAACUUUAAUUGGGUGGGUGGGAGAUCCAAGUUGAAGGGGCUCAAAGCAGUGUGCUCAGUGGCCACAGGAUUCUGACUUACUGGGGUUGGGGGGUGGGAUACAGGGUGGAGGAGGGGAAAUUGAACUGGAUGAUUGGAAUCCUGAACAGCAACACAAUACACUGCAAACUUUUGUUGCAAGUUCCACUUAUUAUUCUCUCCCCGGGGCCUCCGCUUUACUGCAACCAAGCCUUAAGGCUGCCUGGUCAUUUCAUGCCACUUAUUAUGAAUAUUUUUCAUAAUAGAUGUGAGAUCGUCCCAAGGGGAGGUUACACUCAGAAGAAAAAGACAAGCAGAUUUGGAAACGAUGGUUAGAACUGAAAUGGAAACGCAAUACAUUCCAUCUCGCUCAUGGACACAAAGGCAGGGUGUGUGGACUGUUGGGAAAUGAGGGUCUUGACACAGCUGCCACAUCAUAGCAGGGUUAAAUGUGUGGCCAGAGCCAAUCUGAUCACCAAAUAGAUGUCCCCAAAACCAUGUACCAUAGUGGGGGUCAGGCGCUGAGUACUCAAGCAGAGCUGUAGUUUUAGGCCCGUGUUAGCAACUGGCUGUACCUGUUGUUCAUAAACUGGAGCGAGGCAACCUGUCCACUAGGGAGGGGCUAAUCUGUCCAGUUGGGAUCCUCACAGUUUUCCAGCAUUGCGAUCUUCACAUCAAUUCGCUUUUUCUUUUUGAGUCCUCAUUAAGACAGGGACGCGGGUGGUGCUGUGGGUUAAACCACAGAGCCUAGGGCUUGCUGUUCAGAAAGUUGGCAGUUCGAAUCCCCGCAAUGGGGUGAGCUCCCGUUGCUCGGUCCCAGCUCCUGCCAACCUAGCAGUUCGAAAGCACGUCAAAGUGCAAGUAGAUAAAUAGGUACCGCUCCGGUGGGAAGGUAAACAGCAUUUCCGUGUGCUGCUCUGGUUCACCAGAAGCGGCUUAGUCAUACUGGUCACAAGACCCGGAAGCUGUACACCGGCUCCCUCAGCCAAUAAAGCGAGAUGAGCGCCGCAACCCCAGAGUCGGUCAGGACUGGACCUAAUGGUCAGGGGUCCCUUUACCUUUACCUCAUUAAAACAAGCUUUUCAGUGUGAAUUUCUCCUAAUCUAUGCAUUUCUGUAUGCAAUUUCCCCUAAGCUACACAAUAGGAAAAGCAUCCCCCUCCCCUGUGUGAAGCAUUUUUGUAUCUCUGCCUGUGCAUUGUUUCAGGAAGUGCAAAUCAAGGUUUGGUUUAAAUGCAAGCUGUAUCAAAUACCACCCACCCCUGUGCCAUCCACAGUGUCCACGUGAGCACUGACAGCUGCGAUGAGCAGCAGACUAAAAUGCAGGGUUGCUAUAGGAUAGCCAUGACCUUGUGUCUAACUAUACAGAGGACAGUCCUCUAUUUGAACAUGUCCACCCUUUCAUAGAAUCAUAGAGUUGGAAGAGACCACAAGGGCCAUCGAGUCCAAGCCCCUGCCAAGCAGGAAACACCAUCAGAGCACUCCUGACAUAUGGUUGUCAAGCCUCUGCUUAAAGACCUCCAAAAAAAGGAGACUCCACCACACUCCUUGGCAGCAAAUUCCACUGUCAAACAGCUCUUACUGUCAGGAAGUUCUUCCUAAUGUUUAGGUGGAAUCUUCUUUCUUGUAGUUUGGAUCCAUUGCUCCGUGUCCGCUUCUCUGGAGCAGCAGAAAACAACCUUUCUCCCUCCUCUAUGUGACAUCCUUUUAUAUAUUUGAACAUGGCUAUCAUAUCACCCCUUAACCUCCUCUUCUCCAGGCUAAACAUGCCCAGCUCCCUUAGCCGUUCCUCAUAAGGCAUCGUUUCCAGGCCUUUGACCAUUUUGGUUGCCCUCCUCUGGACACGUUCCAGUUUGUCAGUGUCCUUCUUGAACUGUGGUGCCCAGAACUGGACACAGUACUCCAGGUGAGGUCUGACCAGAGCAGAAUACAGUGGCACUAUUACUUCCCUUGAUCUAGAUGCUAUACUCCUAUUGAUGCAGCCCAGAAUUGCAUUGGCUUUUUUACCUGCCGCGUCACACUGUUGGCUCAUGUCAAGUUUGUGGUCAACCAAGACUCCUAGAUCCUUUUCACAUGUACUGCUCUCAAGCCAGGUGUCACCCAUCUUGUAUUUGUGCCUCUCAUUUUUUUUUGCCCAAGUGCAAUACUUUACAUUUCUCCCUGUUAAAAUUCAUCUUGUUUGUUUUGGCCCAGUUCUCUAAUCUGUCAAUCAUCCAAGUCGUUGAUAAAGAUGUUGAAUAAGACCGGGCCCAAGACAGAACCCUGUGGCACCCCACUAGUCACUCUUCUCCAGGAUGAAGAGGAACCAUUGAUGAGCACCCUUUGGGUUCGGUCAGUCAGCCAGUUACAAAUCCACUGAGUGGUAGCAUAGUCAAGACCGCAUUUUACCAGCUUGGAUGUCACCCUUUGAUGAUGAUGAUGAUUAAAAUGAUUUAUUGUUUGUACCUUGCCCAUCUGGCUGGGUUUGAAGGGCUCUCCAGUCCAAACCCGCUUUCAACACAAAUAAAUAAUGACAACGAUAAUUUCUAUACAGUCAUACCUCUAGUUGCGUUGGGUUCAUGUUGCGGAUUUUCGGGUUGCGAACGCGGCAAACCCAGAAGUGUAUACUUCCAGGUUUUGCCGCAUGCACAGAAGCAUUCUGCACGCUUUGCGCAUGCACAGAAGUGCUCUUUUGCACUCCGUGCUUGUGCAGAAACACUACUCUAGUUGUGGACUUUUCGGGGUGCAAACAGCACCCCGGAAUGGACCGUGUCCGCAACUAGAGGUAACACUGUAGUUGGAAGCGACCACAAGAAUCAUCUAGUCCAACCCCCUGCAAUGCAGGGAUCUUUUUGCCCAGUGUGAGACUUGAACCCACAACCCUGACAUCAAGAGCCUCAUGCACUGCCAACUGAACUAUAAACCAAGUCAGGUUUAAAGUUAUUAAUGUAUGCUAAGAAGGGAGAGCAGCGGCCAGGGCAAGCACACAAGGACCACCGGGACACACGUCUCCCUUGCUGUGGUGAGCUGUAUUGCAUUUCUAUUUCACUUGCAGCCGUGAUUCCCAAAUUUGCAUCUGUUCCUAUAAAUUAGCAAGUGUAAGUUUUAUGCAAAAAUCUGUGUCCUCUUUCUCUAAUUUCACGUUGCAUAAAUGUCCACUCUAAAUUGCUUACGACACAGACAUUGGGCCUCUGCUUUUGGUGCCAGUGCUUUUUGUGGCUAGAGCAAGAAUGUUCUGCCCUCUCCCAUUGUACCAUAACUUGGGCUCAUCUAAUAAAAUUGCUUCUGGCAGCACACUCAGGAUAAGCAAAAUAAAGUACUGCCUUCACACAGCCUUUGAUUAACUUACGGAACUCUCUGCCACAAGAUGUGAGGAGGACUAGUAGCUUGGGUGGCUUUAAAAGGGGGGAAUAGACAAGCUGUUAAUCAUGACAGCUUAAUAAAUCCUUCAUGUUUUGAGGUACUGUGCCUCUGAAUAUCAGCUGCUGAAGGCUAUUUCAUUCAUGCUCUGCUUGUGGCCUUCUCAGAAGCAUUAAAUUAGCCUUUGACAGAUGGAUGGUGCUGAACUAUGUGGGCCUCUGUCUUGAUCCAGGAGGUCUCUUCCUAUGUUCUCACAUCCUCUGUCUAUUUUGCAUCCUAGGAACAAGUUGGGGUCUUUGCUGAAUGUGAUUGAGAGGCGCCUGCAUGGAGGGCUGUCAAAGAUCAUCUCGCAAUGCUGCUCCCUCACGCGUACUUGAACUUUCUUUCUGGCCUCUGGCCUUGAUUUUGCAGAUGGGUACUGUAGCCGAGAGCGUCUGUCCCCAGAGAUUUAUGAAGAAUCCGAAACUGACCCUGGUGCAGAGGAGGUUUCCACGCGGAUCUUCGUUGCCCUUUUCGACUAUGACCCACUGACCAUGUCUCCCAAUCCUGAUGCGGCUGAAGAGGAGCUCCCGUUUAAAGAAGGGCAGAUUAUCAAGGUAUGGCUUGUGAAGCAGAAGCAGAGCACACUCAUGCAGGAUUGAGGCUAGAACCAGUUAUGGCUGCUACCAGUGGGGGCCAGUCUGUGAGGGCUGAAGGAGCACCACCCCACCAACCAGAAUGUGCAUUCAGCCAGCCCUCACUUGCCUGUUCUCCUACACACACGUAGUACAUGGGAUGUCCUUGGCUGCCACGUUCCACCUUCGAAUCAUAGAAUCAUGGAAUUGAAGAGUUGGAAGGGAGCCUGAGAGCAAUCUAGUCUCACCCCCAGCAAUGCAGGAAUCUCAACUGAAGUAGCCAUGGCAAAUGGUCACCCAGCCACUGCUUAGAAACCUCCAAGGUGUCAGGCUUCAGGGAAUCAGCUUCCUUCCGCCUUGGCAGCAGAUAAGCAGAACAAAGGAAAAGGAGUCGUCUUACCAGUUAGAAUCUUUAAUAAUCACAGUGAGACACAACAGAACACAUCUCUCUAGAAUGGCGGUGCUCCCAAUUAAGGUUCACUCCCCUUGCAUCCCUAUUAAUCUACAUCACUCCUACGUCUUGUAACCUUGUGCUCUCUGUGCUUUCAGUUUGGAGACUUUCUGAGCCCUUCUAGAUGGGGGUGGGGAAGGAAUGCUAUCCAGCGACUGUAAAUCUGUUAACCCUCCUCCUCCCAGUGUUUUUUCUCCUAGCUGUUCCCCAUCCAGUAUUUCCCAGCUUCUGCCUUCUGAACUAUGCCCCUCUGCAAACCACGGUUCCAAAUCUAUACUGUCCUCCUGCUCCUGGGGAGAUUCGGGGUUGGAGGGAGGCGGCGGCUCCCACCAUGCCUCCUCAGCACAGUGCCUGACACAAGGAAAUAAAGUCCACCACCUUCCAAGGGAGUCCCAUCCCACUGUCAAACACCUCUUACUGUCAGAAAGUUCUUCCUGGUGUUUUGUCAGAAUCUCCUUUGGUCUCUGUGUGAACCAUUGUAGAAUUCAGCAGGGGGGGGGGAUGUUGGUGUUGGGGCAGGACUAGAAUUAGUUGGCUCUGCAAAGAGGUUGAGGGAACCUUUUUUUUCAUAUGUGGUGGACUUGUAAAAAGGUAAAAGAGUAUUGGGAAAUGAUCCAUAAUGAAUUGAAAAAAUUGUUUAAAAGUACUUUCCCAAAAAAAAACAGAGUCCUUUCUGUUGGGGAUAAUUCAGACAGACAUUCCCAGGUGUCAAAAAAGGUUAUUUAUGUAUGCCACUACUGUGGCCCAUGUUUGGUUAGCCCAAAAAUGAAAAACAAUUGAGAUCCCAACUAAAGAAGAAUGCCAACUUAAGCUGACAGAAUAUGUGCAGCUUGCAGACUUAACAUAUAGAAUAAGAGAACAAGAAGAGCAUACGUUUAGAGAAGAUUGGAAAACGUUUAUUUAAUAUAUGGAAAAUGACUGUGUAUAGCUGAAAACACUGGCAGCACUGAGAUAAAUUCAACAGUGUAAAUAAGUUAUGAUGGUUGUAAUCAUGGAAUACUAAAUGGUAUCGUUUCUGUAAAAUAUGCUGGGAUUUAUGAUAUGUAAAAUGAACCAUGGAAAGAGAAGAAGGAAAGUCAUUGAUAUCUUAAGGAUGUAUAAAUGAGUACUUUGAAUUGUAAAACAGUCAUCUGCUGUUUGGGCUUCUUGCUUUCCACUCCACCAGUCCCACUGGCUGGUUCUUGGAAGGCAAGGUGGUGCCAGAGCCAGCAGUAGGCAGAGCUAGCCGAUUCUAGUUGUGGAACUCCCUCCCAUCAGAGGUGCCUUUGCCACCUUAAUUGUACAGCUUUUGGAGAAUGCUGAAGUCUCACUUGUUUACUCGCCUGGUGUUGGACAUUUGAGGUGCAUGUUUAUAGGACCCACCUUUUAUAAUUUUAAGUUGUUUAAACAGUCUUUAAUAUUGUGCAGUAUUGUAAUGCGGGUGGCGCUGUGGGUUAAACCACAAAGCCUAGAGCUCGCUGAUCAAAGAGUCGGCGGUUCGAAUCCCCGCGACGGGGUGAGCUCCCAUUGUUCGGUCCCUGCUUCUGCCAACCUAGCAGUUCGAAAGCACGUCAAAGUACAAGUAGAUAAAUAGGUACCGCUCCGGCAGGAAGGUAAACAGCGUUUCCGUGCGCUGCUCUGGUUCGCCAGAAGUGGCUUAGUCAUGCUGGCCACAUGACCCAGAAGCUGUAUGCUGGCUCCCUCGGCCAAUAAAGCGAGAUGAGCGCCGCAACCCCAGAGUCGUCCGCGACUGGACCUAAUGGUCAGGGGUCCCUUUACCGUUACCUUUACCUUGGGACUUCAGGAGGAAAGCUGGGAAAUUUAUUGUUGUUGUUGUUAUUGUUAUUUUUAAAAAGUUAUUUAUACCCCGUCCAGCUGGCCAGGUUUCCCCAGCCGCUCUGGGUGAUUCCAAUAAUAAUAAUAAUAAUAAUAAUAAUAAUGCGAUAAAACAUCAGACAUUAAAACUUCCCUAAACUGGGCUGCCUUCAGAUGCCUUCAAAAAGUCAGAUAGUUGUUUAUUUCCUUGACAAACAAACAACAAAUAACAAACAAACUUCAGAAAUGCCUAACUGCUUGGUCAAACUGAGUAAGUCAUUUGUUUGUUUUCUCACCCCUCAUCAACAUCAGGUGUACGGCGAUAAAGACGUUGAUGGAUUUUACCGGGGGGAAACCUGCGCGAGGCUGGGCCUUAUUCCUUGCAAUAUGGUCUCUGAAAUCCAAGCCGAUGACGAAGCUAUGAUGGAGCAGCUUCUGAAGCAAGGGUUCCUCCCUCUGAACACCCCUGUGGAGAAAAUAGGUAAGGGAGGCCACCGGUAGCUGUCAUCACGCCGUUGGGACUCUGUCUGCAACAGUUGUAGAAAUGCUCCCCAGUUCAGCAGUAGGCCUGAGGUCAAGUAGGAUAUAUCUGUCCAGAGCCAAGGUAGGGAACCUCUCAACCCAAGGGCCGCAUUAGGUCUUGGGGGCCAAGGCCAAAGUGGGCAGGGCAGCAAAUGCCUAUUUGGCCUUUGCACAGUAGACUGGUUUCUGCACGCACACCUCGCUAUCCGGAGAAGUGCUAGGCAUUACCCAGAGUUCAAGGACACAUUCCAGCCAGGCAAAACCACUUUGGGUGCCAAGGAGGGCCUGUGAGGGGUGUGGCCUCAGGAGGAGACUACCGAGUUCCAGAUAGAGAGACCCUGGGGGGCUGGCCUUUGGUCUUUGGCCUUUAGGCUUCCCACUCCUGGUGAACGCGAAUAAGGGCUAACGAAACUCAAAUAGAAAUGUUUGUUCCCCCCUAUUGAGACCUUUAAAACACAACCACUGCCAACAAUUCAUCGGUUCAAAGAUGUCGAUCUUCCGAAUGGUUAGAGUCUGCAUGGCAUGUUCUGCAUUGCCUGUUGGUCUGGGUCCCCCUGCUUGUUGUUCCCAUCGGAGACCGCUGCCUGCAGCUCUGAGUCAUGGCCUGAAUCGCACAAUAUUCUGGACCAGGCAGGUCAUCACUGUGUAGGAAACAGAAGUAGUCUUCAGAAUAAGCUCAGGUUCAAAAACUAGAGAGGCAAAGGGCCAAAUUAGAUGUAAUGUUAAUUGCUUGGUAACAUGCACAUUCUUCAGUUAUGUAAAUAGCAGCUGUGGGACAGCCUGAGCUGUCUUGGGACUACGGGGGGUUUAACUUUCUGUCCUCCCCACACUACACCCUCCCCAAGGGGGCACCCAAAGGAGCUUUCCUUGGAAGACAAACAAUAGCUUCCAUCUAUUUUUGUCAGCAGAGGUUGAAAGAAGCUGGCUGCACACAUUUAAAGCACCUGACCUCCCCCCAAAAUCCCGGGAACUGUAGUUCACUCCUCACGGGGAUACAUUCCCAGCACCCUUGGCAAACUACAGUUCCCAAAGUUCUUUUUGGCAGGAGAGCGAGCAAGAAAUGUGCUUCAAAUGCAUGGGUUCGCUGCAGCUGCUUAUUUAGAAAACAAAAAAUGUGCGCCUUCCAUGCAGCUAAUGUGGCUAGUUUGGCCAGGAACCUUAAGUUUUUGUUGUUUUAAAGGAAGUAUAAUGGUUUAACUCCUUUGGCCUGGAAGGGGUUUGGGGAGGUGGGUUGGAAUCUGAUUUUGAUCCUCUGUUGUUCAUGUUGGGGUCUCCUUUGAUCCUGAGGAUGUGGAAAAGCAAACCAACCCCUUGACCAUGCUGGAUUACACCACCCUCAGUGCAACAAUGGCUCUGUGAUAAAGACAAACACAUGGGGUGGUUAAAAGGAGGUGCUGCUUUGCCACCCAACUGGUCUCGGUCCUUGAAAGUCCACAUUUUGAAAGUGCCGUACCUCCCUUCUUAACAGCUUCAUAUCUUCUCUUCUUUUGUUUGUUCUUUUCCCGAAGUCAACUGCAACCGUUUCAAAGAGAGCUCACACUCUGCACACCGCAGGUCCAGAAAGUCCAAAAGAGGUCUGUGCUUAAAACCAACCAACCCCCAACCCAACAACCUGAUUCAAGCUGUUGACGAAGCAAAGUGCUUUGAGCUGGCUUGUUUGAUACUCCUUUUAGGCAUCCCAUCAGAUACUGGCAGCAGAAAGGGUGUUCCUCACCUGUAAAAUGUGAGCAUUCAUUAGGUGCCUCUGGUCUGGUCAUUGUGCAGCUCUGCUGGCUACUUUUAUGAGUUCUGAGUUAGAAUCUUUUGCCCAACAUGGGGCUCAAACCCACAACCCUGAGAUUAAGUCCCUCAUGGAGAAUGGAGUUCCGCAGAGCUUAUCUGCUGGUCCCCCUGCCCGUAGGGGUUGGGUACAUUCAAAGCUGGGCAGCAGAAGGUUUUGUUGUUGUUCUGCUGCUAAAGCCUCCCUUACCUAGGUUGUUUCUGCAGUGACGGUGGGAUGGACUCAAGGGUGUGCUGCCUCUUCCAUUUCCACCGCCCGAGGCAGCUGCCUCACCCUGCAUCAUGGGUGGGCCGGCUCUGGCAGGAAAAUCAUUCAUAUGGUCUUGUAAGCAAUUCUCCAAUGGUCUGGGGGGUGAGGAAGUUUGGAAGCUACUGGCCUAGAAUAUCCCCCACAGAAUUCCACAGCAGAAUCAGAGAGUUGUAGAGCAGGAAGGGACCUCGCAGGUCACCUACCAACCCCCUGCAAUGCAGGAAUCACAACCAAAGGGUUCCUGAUGGGUGGCCAGCCCACCUCUGUUUUAAAGAAGCCUAUAGUCAAGGGAGGGACGCGGGUGGUGCUGUGGGUAAAACCUCAGUGCCUAGGACUUGCCGAUCGCAUGGUCGGCGGUUCGAAUCCCUGCGGCGGGGUAGGCUCCCGUCGUUCGGUCCCAGCUCCUGCCCACCUAGCAGUUCGAAAGCACCCUUAAGUGCAAGUAGAUAAAUAGGUACCGCUUUAUAGCGGGAAGGUAAACGGCAUUUCUGUGUGCUGCUCUGGUGCCGGUUCGCCGGAGCAGCUUCAUCAUGCUGGCCACGUGACCCGGAAGUGUCUGCGGACAGCGCUGGCUCCCGGCCUCUAGAGUGAGAUGAGCGCACAACCGUAGAGUCUGUCAAGACUGGCCUGUACGGGCAGGGGUACCUUUACCUUUAUAGUGAAGGGAGGGACGUGGGUGGUGCUGUGGGUUAAACCACAGAGCCUAGGACUUGCUGAUCAGAAGGUUGGCGGUUCGAAUCCCCGCAAUGAGGUGAGCUCCUGUUCAAAUCCCCGCAAUGGGGUGAGCUCCCGUUGCUCGGUCCCUGCUCCUGCCAACCUAGCAGUUCGAAAGCACAUCAAAGUGCAAGCGGAUAAAUAGGUACCGCUCCGGCGGGAAGGUAAACAGCGUUUCUGUGCGCUGCUCUGGUUCACCAGAAGCGGCUUAGUCAUGCUGGCCACAUGACCCGGAAGCUGUAUGCCGGCUCCCUCAGCCAAUAAAGCGAGAUGAGUGCCGCAACCCCAGAGUUGGUCACGACUAGACCUAAUGGUCAGGGGUCCCUUUACCUUUAUGGUGAAGGGAAGUACAGCACCUUCCAAGGUCUUCAUCAGACCUGUUAAUGUUGGUAAGGACUCCCUGAUGAUAAAAAGUGUGAGAUUCUUUCUGUACUACUCUGGAAAUGUUUGGCAGCGGGCAAGGAGGGCAAAUUAAGCCCUGAAACUACCUCCUUGCCACUGCCAGAGAAGGCCUUCUACAUUUUCACCAAGCACUGAUCCACAGCCAUAAGGACUAGAGUUUUUUUCUUUAAGUAAAUGAAAAUUGAGAUUUCUUAGAAUGUAAAUAAAUAAAUACAGUCAUACUUCGGGUUACAGACACUUCAGGUUGCGUUUUUUCAGGUUACGGACUGCUGAAACCCGGAAGUACCAGAAUGGAUUACUUCCAGGUUUCGGCAGUUGCACAUGUGCAGAAGAACUAAAUUGUGCUUUGCGCAUGUGCAGAGCGCCAAAUCGCAACCCGCAUGUGCGCAGACGCGCCGUUGCGGGUUGCGAACUUGCAUCCUGCACAGAUCACGUUCACAACCCGAGCAUCCACUGUAAUAGGUUUCCAAACAUGAAUAUUUGGAAUACACACAGCCCUGGGGAAAGUCUUGAGGCUUAGCAGGUUAAUCCAAUGUACCCCACCAGAAUCAUAAGGUAUAACCACCAGGAUCUGUUGAACUGUGUAGGGUGGUUUUGUUGUGUGUUGAUGAAAGCAACACAAGGUAUACGCACCUGUGGCUUCAUGAAUCUACUUUCAUUCUUCUUUUGGAUCCUGGUCUGCAUCUUCAAGGGAGGCAGCUCUUUCAGAGCAGGGUCAACGCAAGAUGUGAUGAGAAAAGGAGUCUUUAAACUCGCAAACCCUCUCCUUCAUUUGAGCAUCCUCCCCCCAGUCCCUAUUUUCCUGCAUCCUUUGCACAGCUGAGACUGGUUAUUUUUCUCCAUCAUUCAUGAAAGUGCUACAACCAGCACCAUGGACCAGCUGAAAUAGUGGUUCAGCUCCAAGGGAAAACAACCUGACUUCUUGUUCCAACUUGGGGAUCAGUUUUUGUUCAUCUUUAAAAGGGAUCUGGUAACUCUUUAAAAGGCUGUUCAAAGAUGUUUAGGGCUGCCUUGACAUCUACAGGUACCAGAGCUCAGUUGCUAGCCAAACCAAGAUUUCAGCUUCUUUUCAGCUGUGACUUGAGUCUCCUCCAAAGAAAUGCCAGCUCCCAGGUGGUGCGGUGCGAUGCUAUACAUUCCUUUCUUUCUUACAAAAAAGUGUACCAAUCCCAAAUGUUCCUCAUCCUCAAUGUUCUUGGUCCAUCAGACAUGGAGUCCCUGUCCCAAGUUCCCUUUCAUCAGUUUUCAUACUGUUCCCCACUAUCUCUGCUCCAAAGCAUCCUUCAUGAGAUACUGAUGCUAAACAAACAUGCUUUUCCUUUGCCAGACCCAUCAGUUGCAAGGACCAUGCCCCAUUCAUGUUGUUUGGAAGGCCAUUCCAGAACUUCCCCUGAGAAAUGUUUAAUGUCGGUGUCUAAACAUUGCAGCUUUUGCUCAAACCACGUUUGCUCUUGUCGCUCAUUGAGAAAAUGUGUAUAUUUCUGGUGUAAAUAAUGUUUCUGUUACAGCAUGAAAGGUCUUGAAGGAGCCUUCGCUCUUCUACCAGGCAAAGGUGUUAACAGGAUCUGUUUGCAGAGGCUUAAAUCAAGAUGAAUUUAGAGCCUUUUAGCUUCAGUUUAGCGGUAGCUUCCUACCACCAUUGAUGCACCCAUGAACCACUUGUGGUUCUUUCCAAUUCUUGAAGACUACAAGCAUAUGUUGUAAGCUGCUAUAUGGGGGGCAUCUUCCUGGCCACUAUGAAAACACGAUCCUGAUAUAGACUAGCCACUGGCCUGAUCCAGCUCUUCUUGUGUUCUUAUGUUCUUCUACCCUCUGUUGCUAAGUCAGGAGAGCAGUCCAUUUGGCAGAAGUGGUUUGGAUACAGAUGAAACCCAGGUCCCUGACCGUCUGAAGCAGCCUUUGCCAACCUUGUGCCCUCCAGAGGCUUUGAACUCCAACUCCCGAAAAGGCCAGGAGGGCACCAGGUUGGCAAAGGCUGAUCUGAACAGCACUGUCGAAAGGCAGAGCCAGCCUCAGAGUUAGAAACUGUACCUAUUUCAUUGUGUCCAUUUUAAAGCCAGUGACUUGCUAGCGAACAAGGUCUCAGGUGGGGUUGCUCCCUCGUUUAUGUCACAGUUGCAUGGUGGUGAUACAUAUUUAAAAGUAACUGUGAUAGCUUCUCCUCCCUUUGGCUGGAACAGAAAGGAACAGGAGGAGCGGCCGUCAGCCUGCGGCAUCGACCAGGAGAAUGGUGGCACUAUAUGACUACGAUCCAAGGGAGAGCUCUCCUAAUGUUGACGUGGAGGUACGCAUUGAAGCAAACCAAAAAAACCUUCCUUCUAACCUGAUUGAUACAUGGAUACAGAAAGAAUUAAGUCCUUUGAGGGUGGAGGGGGGUAGCCAGCUUGGUGUCAGGGACUGGCUGGACACAGAGGAGUGGUGGCUGGGUAUUGAGAAGUGGGCACCGGCAGAAGUGGAAGUGGAGACUGACUUGGAAGAAGGGAUCUGUGAUCUGGGGGGACCUGUAACAACCGGGAGAUGAGAAUCAGACACAGAAGGGGGCUGCAGGAUUUGAGAGUGAAGAGUCCAGGGCUUCCCCACCUCCUCCUCCUGUGCCUUCCUCUCCUGCUCCCCUGUCUCCCAGGACCAGGAGAGGAAUGAAGUGGGAGGAGCAGAAGAAGAAGGUUGCAUGCAGGCACAGUCUCCAUCUGCUUGCACGCAGACAUGUAAGCCCGAGGUUGGGGCCUCCCUGUUGUGCCCACCCAGGAGUAGCUGAGACACGUAGGACUGUUAGACAUGCCUUUUCCUAACUUUUCCUAACUUGUAAGUGUACCGUAUUUUUUGCUCUAUAAGAUGCACUUUUCCCCUCCUAAAAAGUAAGGGGAAAUGUGUGUGCAUCUUAUGGAGUGAAUGCAGGCUCCAUGGCUUCAGGGAUAGCCGCCCGAAACCUCCGGAGUGCAGCGAGAGUGCUGCACUCCGGAGGCUUCGGGCAGCUAUCCCUGAAGCCAGGAGAGCAAGAGGGGUCGGUGCGCACUGACCCCUCUUGCUCUCCUGGCUUCACUUUGCUGGAGAGGCGCUGCGCAGCUUUCCCUCUCUGCGCAGCGCCCCUUCAGCGAAGCAGGAGGAGAAAUGGAAGGGGCUCUGUUUCUCCUGCCUCUUCGCUGAAGAGGUGCUGCGCAGAGAAGGAGAGAAUUUUUUUUUCUUGUUCUCCUCUAAAACUAAGUGCGUCUUAUGGUCAGGAGCGUCUUAUAGAGUGAAAAAUACGGUGCAUUUGACAAUAAAGAAUUUGUUCCUCACUCUGGACAUUGCUUGCCUGACGGCACUUUGACACUUAGUGCCUUCCAGAUGUUGCUGGAAUUCCAUACCCAUCAUCCCUGACCCCUGUGUAUCAUGUUUGAGGUUAAUGGGAGUUGCAACGUAAAACAAAUGGAGGGCACCACAUUGACUACCACAGAUUUAGGGGCUGGUUUGUGCCUUCUCUGGUGAGAACUGUAGUCCAAAAUAAUCAUGGCACUUACACUGGAAGCACCAGGGAGACCAGUGGUCCCCCAGGUGCUGUUAAACUCCAGUUCUCAGCCCUAGGCAGCCUUGCCAGUGGUCAGAGCCAAGGAUGGAGGAGAAAUCAGGUUCAGUUCACAUUUGAAGCCAAGCCAAUCGAAGUUGCAUUUCCCAAUAUGAGAACUGCAACACAGCCCUCCUUCAAAAUUUGCACUCGUCCAAAUUGUGUGGUGCAGUUCUCCAACCAACCAAUUGGUUACAAAUUGCAUAAAUUUGGGGGUGGGGACAUUGGGAAAAGAUGGUGUUGUUUUCACUAACACAACAGAACUGCAUUUUAUUAGGGGAAACUCUCUUUUUUAAGAGAAAUUUGCACUGAAAUGCUGAAGAAUUUUCAUGGUUGUUUUUUUAAAAAAACCCAAAACCAACUUCUGAUUGCUUCAAAAAAAAGUGUGUAGAACUGAAUUUAAUUUUUUUAAAAAAGAAAAGAACUUGCUCCUAUUAAAAUGAAUUCCCACCCAAAAUUACUUCCUUAUGACCAGGUAUAGCAUAAGGCAUAGACUUCAACAGGUUUCAGAUCGGGGACUCGCCUGCAACAUCACCUACCACCAUGGAACCAGCUUUUAAUGUCUUGCCAAAAACAUGGAGUUGGUACACCAGCAUGAGAAAAAACUCUCCCUUAGAAUUUCUUCUUCUACACAGGCAUUAAAAUUAAAGGAGCUCCUUCUGCCAGCGCAUCUCACCAGCUCCCUCUUUCUCUUUUCCCUCUUUAAAAGUAUACUAAACAGAAAAGGGAAAGAUGGAACCUGGGGUUUUCUGCCUGCAACGCAGAUGCUGUGCUACUGAGUGCUACCCCAUGUCUGUUCUGACAUUCAUCCUCCUCCCCUCAUACGUAUAUGUGCUUGCUAGUUCAGGGUUGCACUUUGUGCAUCUGAUGAAGUGAAACUCUGGCCUGCAACAGCUCACGCCAGAAUAAACCUUAGUUUUUAAAGGAACCUCAAGACUCAUCUUGUUGUUUGCUGCAUUAGACUAAUGUAAGAAGACUUCUGUAAAUAGUGGCAGCAGGAGAUACAGUCAACUCACCAAUAAUAAACAGAGGUGCUACUAGAUAUCCAUCAUUUAUUAUUAUUAUUAUUAUUAUUAUUAUUAUUAUUAUUAAUAUCAUUAUUAUUAUUAGUAGUAGUAGUAUACCGCCCUAUACCCAAAGGUCUCAGGGUGGUUCACUUAAAAAGAUCACAGGUAUAUAAAAUAAAAAUAAAAGCAAUAAUCUAAUAAUACUCCCCCCAGAAGAGCCACAUUUUAAAAGGGUAUGGGAUGCUGAUCAGGUCAACCAAAGGCCUGGUUAAAAAAGAAUGCUUUUGCCUGGCACCUAAAGGUGUAUAAGGAAGGUGUCAGGCGAACUUCCCUGGGGAGAGCAUUCCACAGAUGGGGAGCCACUGCAGAGAAGGCCUCUUCUUGUGUUGCCACCCUCUGGACCUCUUGAGGAGGGAGCACACAAAGUAGAGCCUCAGGGUCUGGGUAGGUUCAUAUGGAAAGAAGCGAUCCUUGAUGCAGCGUCAAAAACUGAACCCUGCUUUGCAAAACCUGGUGAUGCUGUCCUUUAUUCUCUUUCCACAGGCUGAGCUAACAUUUUGUACAGGAGACAUUAUAACAGUCAUUGGAGAAAUUGAUGAAGAUGGCUUUUAUUAUGUAAGUGUCCUGUUUCUUUCUUUCCACUACUCUGUUCCAGUUGCAGUAUUGAGUCCAUUCAUUGGCAGCAAACCCUUGUCCACUCAGGGUGUUACAAACCAAGAACAGCCUAUUUUUUUCUUUUCAAGAGUGCCCCCUGGAACCAGAGAGCCUUCCCUGCUUUUGUAUACACCAGCAAGAGCAGACUAGUUAGGCUCUUUUUCCAGUCAAGACCCCAGAUACAAAAACAAGAAACUGCCCCCCUUGCCACCCCCGCCACCCCCCCCCAAAAAAAAACAAGCUACAGUUCAAAUCCAGCAGGAAAUUGUAGCACAGAGCGGAAACAGCUGCAAAUACCAGAGGACAGCAAACACACCUACUCAGUCAGGUCUAAUAAAAGAGCCAAGUUUCAGCUGGUGCCCCGAAUGACCCAACAUUCGGGGGCUUGCUUGAGAAGCUUCUUUGGGGGAAGGCAUCCCACAUGGUGGAUCCCAAAACUAGAGAGGUCCUGCUCCUUAGAUCUGUGUCUAGGUUCGCUGUGCUUCCCCAGGGUUUGCUUCCUUUGGGAUGAGGCAGAGCAGAGACCGUGUCUUCUCUAGGAUAUGUGGUUCAUUUACAUAUAUAUACAACCUGAGCCUAUGAUGGAGAGGUUCACAUCAGCACCCCAAAAGGUCUUGUUUCUCCCAGAGCCCACAGCCUUGGAUUCAAACAGAAAUCAAUCAUGACGCUCUCUCCUGCUUCCCAGCUUGCAACUUUGCUUCCAGCUCACAUAAACAACUCUCCACUGUCCUUUUAACUAUCCUAGUUGAGGCAGCCACCCAUUUGUCCUCUGACACAGGUCCACUUCCUUUGUUUCCUUAUUGGCCCAUUACCAGGAUACUGGCUUGGUUGUUUCAGGAAUUUGGAAGUGAUUUUUCUGGAUCCAGCAAUUAGGAGGAUCUCAGUAUAUACACAACCCUGAAUUUGGAGGUGCACACUGAGCAAGGUCUGAUAUUUACACAAGGGGAUACCUAUCCUGGAGAAGUAGCUUCAAGGUAGAGUAGCAAACUAGUGAGUAAGUCACGGUACUUCAGUAAUCCACCCAUUUGAUCAUCUGCCGCUUUUAACUUUCUACAUUUUUUCCCUUUUCAUAUGGAUCUUCUGCAAUUCACUGUGGUUUGCUCAUCAGCGAGAAAGUAGUGUUAAUGGCUCUGAAAACCUUGAUUCUAACUAAGGUUUGCUAGUUUAUCACUGGGGGGUCAAGGAAAAAGAAGGGAAGCAGGAACACUCCAUCCCAGCUGGUCAUUACAAUUUGAAAUUAGGGCUGGGAGGGAAACUAGGUUUGGUUUCUGUUUUCAUUUGAACCUACCUAAUUCAGUUCCUGAAACAACCUACAACUCAAAAGUGCACUUCUUCAAAUUUUGCCACGCAGUCCUCUAACAAAAUGAAUGGAUAUCCUGUUAUGGAUGCUUUAGCUGAGAUUCCUGCAUUGCAGGGGGUUGGACUAGAUGACCCCUGGGUACCUUCCAACUCUUAAGAUUCUAUGAAAAUUUAAAUGCAUAUAUGAGCAAAGAUGCUCAUAAAAUGCAAAAAAGGGAAGUAUUUGUUGCAAGAAUGGCAUACCAAAAUGCUGGAUUUUCACGAGGACUUAAAAAAAAUGCAAACCAAUGCAGAAAUGUGGAGAACUGGGCUUAACACUGGGGAAAAUGGGAAACAGAAAAGGUCAGAUUCAUGUAUCCCAGUACAUUUCCCUUUUGGUCCGUGUCUUUGACCUUGUAAGCCUGACUGUCUGUCAGCUAUUUUGGAAACCAUUUUUGGAAUUUGUGGAUUUUUUUUGCAAGGAAGAUUUAUUUAAUGCGGAUUAUCACUUCCCACCUCACCUGCUUACAUUCCAGGGCGAACUUAAUGGCCAGAAGGGUUUGGUUCCUUCAAACUUUCUUGAAGAAGUGCCUGAUGAUGUAGACGUCUACUUGUCUGAUGCCCCAGCACGAUAUACUCAAGAUACGCCAAUACGUACGAAAGCAAAAAGGGUAAGCAAGCAUUGAAUAACAAAAACACAUUUAUUCCUUUUUUGGUUCUGUUUCCUCCCCCCCUCCCAUAUUUCAUAUCAGAUUUAGUUAUGAGUAUCAUCUGUCAACAUUUUUAAAAUCCAUUUUUUUGUUUUUAGGACAUGCUGCGGGGGAAAUGCCAAUAAACACAGAAAUAACUUGUUCUUCCACUAGUGUGUAUAAUAGUAUCACGAGCAUUUAGCUACGAACCAUUCGUUUUGUGUUUGGUUCAUUGCAAUGCAAGCUUAGCUUUUCAAGCAUUUUUCUGCCUUGCAAUUAUUUAACAGCUGCAGAAUAUAGGUAUGCUAUAGUGUUAAAUGCAACACAGAACAAGGGGGUGGGGGAGGAGGGAAGGGACAUGCUCCAGCAAGCUUGCGUAGACCAUAAACUCAAACCAUUCAAAAUCCUCACCCCAACCCCGCUGCCAGCAAGUAUCCCACAAAGGUGCCCGUCUCUGAAAAGUAUUCAUGUGUAGUAUCUCACUUCUGUCUUCUUUCAUCACUGCAGUUUUUAUAUAUUAUAUUUUAUGUAUAUUUUUAUUUCUUUGCUCAUCUGCUUGGGAACAGAAGAAGAGUGUUCAUUUCACACCUUAAAAAAAGGCAAUGUAGCCUUCACGUAAGUGAGCAACUGAAGAUACCAGUAAAAAUAUCAAUUCAAGCUAGCUGGCAUUAUCUAAUGCAGCCGUCUUAGCACCUAAAUGUGCAGAGAGAGAAAUAUGUCUCCAAAACCAUUAGCCCUGGUUGGUUGCAGACUUUCCUUCGAUGUACUUUUUUCCCCCUUCUUUUUAUUUUUCUAAAAAAAAAAAUUCUCAACAUCUAGGGUCUAUAUAGUCAUAAAAUGUCAACAGAAUUGACUUAUCUCACUGUUUUCUUCCUCCUUGUAUUCAGGGCUCAUGUUCGUAAAAAAAAAAAAAAAGUUUUAACAUUUGGAACAUAUUUCUUACUGGACGUAUUGUUUGUUUGCAUAAAAAAGUGUUCCUAGUGUCUAAUUCCAAAGAGAAGCUGCAUAUUGCAUUGUUAGCCAAUCUGGGAGGAAAGCCCCCCACCUCCAGGAGAGGGAGGGGGUAAAAGCACAAAACAGACCCACCCUUGACAAGUGUAACACUGUAAGCGGAUCAGUAUGGUAGAUAAAAAGAAAGGGGUAUGGUUGUAUCUGAGAACACAUUAACCUCAAAUAUCUGCUUCAACUGUUUGCCUUAAAAGUUCCUCUGCUGGUCAAUGAUACCCCAAGUUUGCCUAUGGCAGUAUCUUCUCCAUAGUCAUCAUUCAAUAAAUAAUAAUAACAACGCAAACUCUCCAAUAGCAUAGUCCUACACCCAUGUUUGCAAAGCACUCGGCGGCUCUUUGGUUUAUCAAUGCAAUAACUGUUGACAUAGACAUGCAGCUCAAACCCAUGAAUGAAUGCAUUAGAGCUCAAUAUAUAUAUGGUAUCUUCAGGUGUACGUUGGGGGUGCUUCUACGAAGUGGUUCUUUUUUGUUUUCUUCAUUAGACAAAGACCUUGAUUUGAGAUCAAAGUAAGCUUGUGACCUCUUUUCUUCAAUUUCAGUUCCGUUCAUUAAACUGAGCCUGAUCUAGAUUUUCUGGAUACAGUGGGGACCACGCAAGUGUCAUAGCUGCCAGAAAGAAUUGGUGGCCGGCUUAUAAGCAUUAAGCAAGCACUGCGACUGGUGUGGUCACUCACAAGUUUUCACUCUCGAAUGACUUUCAUACAUAUCAAUGCACUCUGUGCAAGGAAGUAUUCAUUCCCUGUAACCAGCCAUUUUACAAGAAAUCCUAUUGUAUAAAAAGUGUGUAUUACUACCAUCGAAGGUCAGGAAGCUUUCUUUGAUUAUGAUUAAGGUUCAUUUUAGCUUUUUUUCUUUCAACCAGUGUGCCAUCUUAUAAAAUAUGUAUAUACAGUAUUGCUUUUCUUAAAAAAAAAAAGUGUCCAAUGGAUCUCAAAAAUUAAGGGGGGGAGGGGUAAAGCCUCUGAUUAUAUUAUCUCCACAACUGGCGAUUCCCUGUGGAAACUGGCUGGUGUAUAUAUAGAACUUGGCAUUUGUAGUACUUAGUUCCAUUUUCUCACGUGCUCAGGGUCACCAAGAGUACCGCAAUGUGAAAAGGCAAUUUUAAUUUUGGCCAAAAUCCAGUUCCGAGUCACCCGGUUAAAAUAAGCAGUACAAUUUAUUUUACCGAAACAAAAAAACCCCCACAAAUUCAACCCUUCAGCUGUAUAUGCUGUUUUUCUCACUACUUUGGUAAAUUAGCUAAAUCUGUUGUGUGGCAUACUUUAAAGGAAAAAAAAUGGAUUGUCCAAAAAAGAAAAAAUUAACAAAAAAAAUAUGUUACCAACUUUCUUGUUGUUUGGCUUUCAUUCAGUAAACUGUAACAAUGUACCUACUAGGUUCCUCCUGAGAAUACAGGUACAUCACCAAGGAGAGCACCAUCCCCCACAGUCCAUCUCCAUACGGGGUCACCUACGUCAUCUGUGGGUUCUGGUAGUCCCGGGCGAGGCAGGGAACUGUCCUCGAAAAAGAAAAAGGGGCUGAUUUCCAAAGGGAAGAAACUUCUGAAAAAGCUUGGUGCAGUGAAAUGAUUUCGUGUUCAUCUGGAC